CACAGGUACCUGUUGGAGGUCCGGGACAGGCGUGGGGCCUCUCCCUUUGGGCUGGGGGUCUCAGGCAGGCUGGCUUGUGCACUCUCCCCCCUUUGGACUGGGGUCUCAGGCAACAGGCAGGCAAUCUCCACCUUAUGCUGGGGUCUCAGUCAAGGCUUGCAGGCAAUCUACCCCUGGGCUGGGGGUCUCCGGCAGGCUGGCAGGCAAUCUCCCCCUAGGCUUGGGGGUCUCAGGCAGCUGGCAGGCGAUCUCCCCCUAGGCUUGGGGGUCUCAGGCAGCUGGCAGGUAAUCUCCCCUCAGCUGGGGUCUCAGGCAGGUGGCAGGCAA
This is a messenger RNA of Staurois parvus, 327 nucleotides long. The record is from the annotation of a GenBank genome assembly. Lineage: Eukaryota; Metazoa; Chordata; Amphibia; Anura; Ranidae.